AUGCUGCAUGCUGCCAUAGUAAUCGGAAAUAAUAACCUGUGUGAGGUAUAUUCUAGGAAAUCAGAAGUAGUUCCCUUUUCAUGCUGGGUUAAUGCUUACAUAACUUGUUUUCUUGUGCAACUUCAGUUUUACUGCCUUCCACCCUCUUUUUCACAUACAUUUAAUUCUUUGAAGCUUGAUAUUCUUUGUCUCAUUGAUCUGAAACCUUUACAGAAACUGUCAUUAACAUGUAACAAAAAUAGUUUAGAGGAGGUGGAUUGUCUUAUUGCCCUUGCCCAUCAUUUGGAAAUAGGAUCCAGCCUAGGCUGUAAUAAUUUCUUGCUGCUUGUUUAG
Messenger RNA from Rangifer tarandus platyrhynchus (Svalbard reindeer), 333 nucleotides. NCBI's taxonomy places the organism in Eukaryota, Metazoa, Chordata, Mammalia, Artiodactyla, Cervidae. The record is from the annotation of a GenBank genome assembly.